AUUUUUUUCUUUCUAAAUUAUGAUUAAUAUGAAAAUUAAAAUAGAAAGUGACAUGUCCUUAUUUUAACUCCUUUUAUUUCAUUCAUUGGUUUAAUGUUAUUUACCUAAGGAUACUAAUCAUUGGUUUUUGAAAGAUAACAAUAAAAAUUCAUUCCAAACAUGUGGUGCAAUUAUAUAUAAUUACAAAGUGGAUAGAGUAUAGAACUACAAAAUGGAUAGAGUUUAGUUAUAACAACUAAUUUAAAAAAGUGUUCAUUUGAUAGAGUCUAAAAUCACCACUUACAUUGACUAACCCCAAAAAUUUGUCCUAAACACUAAUCAAUCCGAAGAUUAUAAAAUGUCGACAAAGAAAAUAAAAUAAAAUAGGAGUCUAUGAGUCGAUGGAACUUAUCCAACUAAACUUUAAUAAGAAUGAACCAAACUCAAUUUUGUAAUAAUAUUUAAAAUACGUUUUUACUCUCUCCCAGAAUAUCCCAUCUCUCUGAUUCCAAUUCCUCCUCUCUCUCUUUCGUCUCUCUACUUCGAAUUGAUUGUUUUAACCGCCGGUGAUCGGAGCAAACUCUCUGACGGUGACCGCCGGUGAUCAUUUUUUGUGAACUUCACUUUUGUGAUCUCAGAUUCUACACUUCUAGUGAUUGAACUGUUAUGGAAAAUUACAAAAUAUGUGGCUCUGCUUUCAUUUAAAUUCAAUCAUCAUCAUCUCUGCUACUUGAUGAUCAGGUCACCUUCUCUGUGUUUUGUAAUCUCCAUAACGUAAGAGUUUGUUUGAUAUUGCAAUUUUGAAUAAGAUGAUUAGCAUCCAAUCCAAUAGCUGAUGUUGAAACCUAACUCUGUAAAGACUUUAAAUUUGUUUUCUCUGGCUUUGUGCUCGUUGAAGGGUAACCUAAAGAUUUGACCUUUUUGAUCCAACACUUCUCUUUUUGUACUGUAGGUGUAUAAAGCAUAGUUCGUUGGGAACUUUUUUUUACAGCUUUGGAGUAACUACCUUUCAUGGUUUUUGGUUCCAACAAUGGGGUCAAAAUCAUUUGGAAAUCUAUUAGACUUGGCCUCUGGGGAUCUUUUGGACAUUCCUCAGACUCCGAGAUAUCUUCCAAGAGUGAUGACUGUUCCUGGCAUUAUCUCUGACGUUGAUGGAUAUGGAAUUAGUGAUGGCGAUUCAGAUGUCAUUUCAUUACCUUGCCGUGAGCGGAAAAUCAUUGUGGCCAAUUUUCUUCCUUUGAAUGGUAAAAAGGAUUCAGAAACUGGAAAGUGGAAAUUCAGUCUCGACAAUGAUUCUCCCCUGUUACAUCUCAAGGAUGGUUUUUCUCCAGAGACUGAAGUCAUUUAUGUUGGAUCGCUCAAGACGCAUGUUGAUGUUAGUGAGCAAGACGAGGUUUCCCAUAAUCUUUUUGAGGAAUUCAAUUGUGUAGCGACUUUCCUCCCACAAGAUGUGCAUAAAAAAUUCUACCUUGGCUUUUGUAAACAGCAACUAUGGCCACUUUUCCAUUACAUGUUACCCAUGUGUCCUGAUCAUGGUGAACGGUUUGAUCGUGGUCUUUGGCAGGCAUAUGUUUCUGCCAACAAGAUAUUUGCAGAUAAGGUAAUGGGUGUGAUUAAUCUUGAAGAAGAUUAUAUCUGGAUUCAUGACUAUCAUUUAAUGGUUCUCCCAACAUUUUUGAGAAGGCGGUUUCACAGGGUUAAGCUUGGUUUCUUCCUCCACAGUCCAUUCCCUUCUUCAGAAAUUUAUCGAACCUUACCUGUUCGAGAGGAACUACUAAGAGGGCUCUUAAAUUGUGACUUAAUUGGUUUUCACACGUUUGAUUAUGCACGGCAUUUCUUGUCAUGCUGCUGUAGAAUGCUUGGAUUGGAGUAUGAAUCUAAGAGAGGGCAUAUUGCUCUUGACUACUUGGGACGUACAGUUUUUCUGAAGAUUCUUCCUAUAGGUAUUCACAUGGGAAGGCUGGAAUCCGUUCUGAAUCUUCCUGCUACAGCUGAAAAGCUGAAAGAGAUUCAAGAAAAGUAUCGGGGUAAAAAGAUAAUUCUCGGUGUUGAUGACAUGGAUAUAUUCAAAGGUUUAAGUCUUAAAAUUUUGGCCUUUGAACACCUCCUUCAGCAAUAUCCUAGCAUGCUAGGGAAAAUAGUUCUUAUUCAGAUUGUGAACCCAGCCAGAGGCUCAGGUAAAGACGUUCAGGAAGCGAGGAAAGAAACGUAUGAUACUGUUAAAAGAAUCAACGAGCGUUAUGGUUCACAUGAUUAUGAGCCAGUGGUUCUGAUUGAUCGCCCUGUUCCUCGGUUUGAGAAGUCUGCCUAUUAUGCCCUGGCAGAAUGCUGCAUAGUCAAUGCAGUGAGGGAUGGGAUGAACUUAGUUCCGUACAAGUACACUGUUUGUCGGCAGGGAACUCCUAGUAUGAAUAAGUCUUUGGGAGUAAGUGAUGAUUUGCCUCGCACAAGCACCCUUGUUCUGUCCGAGUUCAUUGGUUGCUCGCCUUCUCUAAGUGGUGCGAUUAGGGUUAAUCCUUGGGACGUUGACGCGGUAGCCGAUUCACUAUAUUCUGCUAUUACCAUGUCUGAUUUUGAGAAGCAACUACGACAUAAAAAACACUUUCACUACAUUAGUACACAUGAUGUGGGUUAUUGGGCGCGCAGCUUUUCGCAGGAUUUGGAGAGGGCAUCUCGAGAUCAUUACAGUAAACGGUGCUGGGGUGUGGGUUGGGGUUUGGGUUUCAGGCUUGUCGCUCUCUCUCCUAAUUUCAGAAGGCUAUCCAUUGAGCAAACUGUUAGUGCUUACAGAAGAUCGAGCAAGAGAGCAAUAUUUCUUGAUUAUGAUGGUACUUUAGUUCCUGAGACCUCGAUUGUAAAGGACCCAAGUGCUGAAGUUAUAUCUGCGUUGAAGGCACUGUGUAGUGAUCCUAACAACACUAUAUUUAUUGUUAGCGGGAGGGGAAAAGUUUCUUUGAGCGAGUGGCUUGCGCCAUGUGAGAAUCUUGGAAUAGCGGCUGAACAUGGUUACUUUACAAGGUGGAAUAAGUCUUCUGACUGGGAAACAAGCGGCUUAUCUGAUGACCUUGAGUGGAAGAAAGUUGUGGAACCUAUUAUGAGACUUUAUACAGAGACUACUGAUGGAUCCAAUAUAGAAGCAAAAGAGAGUGCUUUAGUCUGGCAUCACCAAGAUGCUGACCCAGACUUUGGUUCUUGUCAAGCCAAGGAACUACUGGACCAUCUAGAAACUGUUCUUGUGAAUGAACCAGUUAUUGUGAACAGAGGCCACCAAAUCGUUGAAGUUAAGCCUCAGGGAGUAAGCAAAGGGCUUGUCACCGGGAAAAUUCUUAGCCGAAUGCUUGAAGAUGGGAUAGCGCCAGAUUUUGUGGUAUGCAUUGGGGAUGAUAGAUCAGACGAGGAGAUGUUUGAAAACAUAUCAACAACCCUCUCAGCUCAAUCAUCGUCAAUGUCUACAGAGAUAUUCGCGUGUACUGUGGGAAGAAAACCGAGCAAAGCCAAAUACUUCCUCGAUGAAGUAAGCGACGUGGUGAAGUUGCUUCAAGGACUUGCCAACACUUCGAGCCCAAAGCCUAGGUACCCUUCUCACCUCAGAGUCUCCUUCGAAAGCGUGGUAUGAGAAAUCAGAGAUCAACGGGGGUUACCAAGUUAUGUAGGGGAAAAUGUGAAUUUGAAUCAUGAUAAAAAACAUGAUUUGUACAUAGAAAACACGCAAAAACAGAGAGGCAAAACCUAAUGUUGCGAGAUUUGGACCUGUUUUAGUUCAGGUUUGUACAUGUACGUAACUUACGACUUAUGAGCAGGAAACAGCUCUUUCCAUUUGUGUUUGUAUAUAAUAAUGUCUCGUGUAUGAUCUAAAGUUUCUUGUUUUCUCCUUAAGAAUCUAUUUCGGCGGUGUUUUCUAUUAAUUACAUAUUCAAACUUAGAUAUU
Molecule: messenger RNA, 3907 nt
Organism: Arabidopsis thaliana (thale cress)
Lineage: Eukaryota; Viridiplantae; Streptophyta; Magnoliopsida; Brassicales; Brassicaceae
Gene: TPS10
Product: trehalose phosphate synthase
Exons: 4
Coding region: 1010-3595 (861 amino acids)
Biological process (GO): trehalose metabolic process; trehalose biosynthetic process
Molecular function (GO): catalytic activity
Source: RefSeq, marked reviewed